Molecule: messenger RNA, 1368 nt
Organism: Westerdykella ornata
Lineage: Eukaryota; Fungi; Ascomycota; Dothideomycetes; Pleosporales; Sporormiaceae
Exons: 2
Coding region: 346-1263 (305 amino acids)
Molecular function (GO): oxidoreductase activity
Source: RefSeq, a predicted model, not a curated record
GCAACUUUUUGGAUGUAAUCUUCGAUCUCCGCGAGGUACUCCUUCGAUGUGUUUUGAACCACAUCUUGCUUGUGUGGCCUUUUCUUCUGCACCAGAACAUAUCCUUCUUCUUCCAAUUCACUCUUUUCCAUUUCCAACUUAGCAGAACAUGUUGCGCCAGUUUCCAUGUCCGCAGCAGCAGUGAUGCUUUGAUGUGGCGUUCACGAAAAGGAUGGGUUUGCGAUAAAUGAUUUGAUCCGACCUGUGCAAAGCUAGGGAGAAUUGCCGGUCGGACCAUCACCCUCCACAGCAUUCUCGGUUAGUUCAUUCUAGGGUAGGAUAAGCCAAGCUGCCCUCCGGCAUUGGAUGCCAGUAUUGUUCUCACUUCUGCGUACUACGGUUCCGUCGCCGUCACCAGCAACAUUGAAAAUGCAUGCAACACAGAUGUUGGCCAGCACAAAUCUUCCAGCGAAGCACCAUGUGGAAACGACACUGAAUUACUGGGACGAUCCUGGAGACGGCUUACCUCCGACGCCCAUCUUCAUUGGAAAAGGAAGAAUCACGAAUGAACGGCCGCACCGCCCUCACCACUUUCUGGUGACAGACAUAACCGGCGAGGAAGAGAAAUACACUCUCGAUAGUCACGGAUUCCAGUACUGCCAUCAUGAGAGUUCUGAGAAAGACUUCACAGACGAGAAAGAGAUCCGGUCCAAGUAUUAUCAGGAAUGCAAACUACUUCUCAAAGAUAUAACUGGAGCCAGCCGCGUUCAUAUCUUCAAUCACAAAGUACGCCGUGGACCUACCCAGUGGCACCACUUGGGCCUGAAGAAUCUCGCGAAUCGUGGCCCAGUCACAAGAACACAUGUUGACCAGUCCUACGCCGGAGCUGAGCUCAGGUUAAGGUGGGAGUUUCCUGAUGAGGCCGAUGAGCUGGUAAAAAGAAGGUAUCAGAUUAUCAACAUCUGGAGACCGAUCGAGAAGGUUUUCAAAGAUCCCAUUGCCGUCGCCAGCGCAGAUUCGGUCCCGGAUGCCGACCUUGUCGGGGCAGAGAUGACGGAAGACAACUUCAAGGGGGAGUCUUGGGUUGUUCGACAUAAUCCCAAUCAUCGCUGGUUUUACAAGCACGGCAUGACACCCCAAGACGUACUUCUCAUCAAGUGUUUCGACUCAGACACGACGGUCGCAAGGAGAUGUUUGCAUUCGGCAUUCGAGGAUCCUGCCCACCGUGACCGGGAGUCUAGGCAAAGCAUUGAGGUUCGCUGUCUUGUUUGCUAUGACGGCUAAAUUUGUUCUUGGUUGAGCAAGUUCUUUGAGUUUGCAUGAUGUCAGAGCAGUCCAGUAUUCGAGCAGGAAUUUGAUGUAACUACUACUGAUUUUGCCGUGUUGUAU